GAAGACUUGUCCUUUGAAGACUCUGUUUCACAAUGGCAACAGGCGUAGCAGCGUGGCUUCCUUUCGCCAGGGCAGCAGCCAUUGGCUGGAUGCCUGUUGCCAACUGCCCCAUGCCUGUUGCCCCGAGAGACAACAGUAAGAGACAGGACGAGCUGAUCGUCCUCAAUGUCAGCGGUCGUCGUUUUCAGACCUGGAGAACCACUCUGGACCGCUACCCGGACACUCUGCUGGGCAGCACUGAAAAAGACUUCUUUUACAAUGAAGAAACCAAGGAGUACUUUUUUGACCGGGACCCUGACGCCUUCAGAAGCAUCCUCAACUUCUACCGGACAGGGAAGCUCCACUAUCCCCGCCACGAGUGCAUCUCAGCCUACGAUGAGGAGCUCACCUUCUUCGGCAUCAUCCCUGAGAUCAUUGGCGACUGCUGCUAUGAAGAGUACAAGGACAGAAAGAGGGAGAACCUAGAGCGGCUGCAGGAUGAUCAGGAGGAGAACAAGGACAUGAAGCUGCCCAACAUGACCUUCAGAGAGACCAUGUGGCGAGCGUUUGAGAACCCCCACACCUCCACCAUGGCCCUCGUCUUCUACUAUGUCACUGGCUUCUUCAUUGCCGUUUCGGUCAUUACUAAUGUGGUGGAGACGGUUCCAUGUGGUUCCACGUUCAACCAGAAGGAUAUGCCAUGUGGUGAACGCUACACUGUGGCCUUCUUUUGCAUGGACACUGCCUGCGUCAUGAUAUUCACAGUGGAGUACCUGAUGCGCUUGUUUGCUGCACCUAACCGCUGCCGCUUCAUGCGCUCUGUGAUGAGCAUCAUCGAUGUGAUGGCCAUCUUGCCGUAUUACAUCGGCCUGGUGAUGACCAACAAUGAGGACGUGAGCGGCGCCUUUGUGACACUGCGCGUGUUUCGAGUGUUUCGUAUCUUCAAGUUCUCGCGCCACUCGCAGGGCCUUCGAAUCCUGGGCUAUACACUGAAGAGCUGCGCGUCGGAGCUGGGCUUCCUCCUCUUCUCUCUCACAAUGGCCAUCAUCAUCUUUGCCACAGUUAUGUUCUAUGCAGAGAAAGGCUCCAGCUCCAGCAAGUUCACCAGCAUCCCAGCUUCUUUCUGGUACACCAUUGUCACCAUGACAACACUGGGGUGA
Solea senegalensis (Senegalese sole) is the source of this 1139-nucleotide messenger RNA. Its product is annotated as potassium voltage-gated channel subfamily D member 3. The transcript has a single exon. Gene Ontology annotation, biological process: protein homooligomerization; potassium ion export across plasma membrane. Bases 33 to 1139 code for a protein of 368 amino acids. Gene Ontology annotation, molecular function: protein binding; A-type (transient outward) potassium channel activity. Gene Ontology annotation, cellular component: voltage-gated potassium channel complex; neuronal cell body; membrane. The record is from RefSeq and is a predicted model, not a curated record. Lineage: Eukaryota; Metazoa; Chordata; Actinopteri; Pleuronectiformes; Soleidae.